Molecule: messenger RNA, 921 nt
Organism: Aspergillus oryzae RIB40
Lineage: Eukaryota; Fungi; Ascomycota; Eurotiomycetes; Eurotiales; Aspergillaceae
Product: alpha/beta hydrolase
Exons: 3
Coding region: 1-921 (306 amino acids)
Source: RefSeq, a predicted model, not a curated record
AUGAAAGCUGGCGAAUAUAUAUACAAGAAAGGAGAUGAAGGCGAAGAUAUUCUUACCGAUGUGUACUGGUCAGAAAUAUCCUCCAAGCGUAGCAGUCCUAUUGCAAUUAUCUACCAUGCGGGUGGUUUUGUCAAAUGGUCCAAAGACGUCGUUCCGAAAUCAGAGAUCUCUACUCUAACAGAUCUAGGGUUUGUGGUAUUAGUACCAAACUACAGACUAUGUCCACAAAUCUCUGUCUUCAAUGGGCCGAUCGCGGAUUCUAGAGACUGUUUGGUAUGGGCAGCCAACGAGCUGCCCGGGUUGUUGCAAAAUGAGUCAGUGGAAGUAGACCGGAAUCGAAUUGUUGCUAUGGGACACUCUGCAGGCGGGACAUUAGCUCUAUUGAUGGGGUCUGCACCGGAAGUCCCAGUCAAAGCGGUUCUUGACUUCUAUGGCCUCAAAUACUUUUCUGAUCCGACGUGGCGACUACCUAUUCCCGAAUUUGAACAAUCACCCUCUUGGUCACAGGAGUACAUUGACAAGAUUUAUGAGGGGCACCAAGUUUCCGCAUCGCCGCGCUUCUUGGGGGAUGGUACUCUUCCUCCGAGGGAUGCCUGGUUUGCUACUCAUAUGAAACAGGGAACCUUGUUGGACGAACUAGUCAAGAAUGAAGACAAGAGUACUAUUGACGGUACUGUUCGGUUCUCGACCUUGUUUCCACAAACCAUGUUUAUUCAUGGAACAGCUGAUAAAGUGACGCACCAUCGUUUUAGUGAACGGGCUCAUGAAGAACUGAAGAGGUUGGGGGUCGUUACAGAUCUAUUGCUAGCAGAUGGUGAGGAUCAUGUGUUUGACUUGACCUUGGAGGAAGACGAUCUGAAGUUUGUUCAGUAUGUCUUACCAGGGUUGAAGUUCCUUGCCCGGGCAGUAGGAUUGCUGUAA